CCCUGUAGGGCGCCCUGAGCCAUCCAUCCCUCCCACCUCCCGUGUGUUUCUAUAGUAAUUUCCAGCCAAUGAUCAGUAGGUGUCCACAUCCCUGCUUCCUCACCUCAGCACCAAUCAGCCACACACAGCGACAGGAGACACGGACUGAGCAGAGACCAGGCAGACACACAAUACAAGCCCCGGAUCAGGAGGAGAGGAGGAAACACCUCACCCCCUCUGCGAUUUCUCCCCCUCUUUUUUCUUUUAAAUCCAAGACACCUUUUGGCUUAUUUAUGCACUUUCCGACCUUUUUUCUAACGUGACCAGAAAGUCGAUAAAAAUGGUCCUUUUGUUUUGAGCGCUCUGAGCACACACACACACACACACACACACACACACACACACACUCGCUCCGCUCUCCUCCGGCAGCUUAUGUCUGUGCGUCUUCUCGCAUCUUUGCAUUAUUUUCUCCCCACGUAUCGCUUCGCAGUAAUGUGCCGCUACACGGUCGCAGGCUGGUAGCAUCUUGGGAGCUCUUCUCAACAGGAACCUGCACUGGGGAAGAUAAACCAGGAUGGUAACGCGCUGUUCGUAACCAGCUGCAGAACAACAAAGGCCACUGUAACCUCGCUCUCUUCCCUGAAACGUUGACAGCCAUUCCUCCGCCAUGUCUAACAUAAACAAUGCGCUUUGCAUUGAAAACGGACAGAACGCAGAUGUGUCUCUCUUACAAAAGGAUAAUCUUCAGGAUGGUGGAUUAAGCCAGCUUUUGGAUUAUAAUGCAGAAAUGGAAAGGUACAGGUCUUUUGCAAACUUUUAUAAAACCAAUGGGGCCUUUCCACAGACUGCUAAGAUUGCCCGCAUCACAACACCCAUUUUUCCCAGUGCUAGAAUUGGCAUGUCCCCUUGGAACUGCGAUAACGCCAUGCUCUGGGGAAGGAAAUCAGCGGCAAUAAACCCUAAUAGGACCAGCAUGCAUAGAAAUGACUCCCAGAGGCCGGGGAAGCCUGGCGUGCCGCCAGAGACGCUGCAAAUGGCAAAUAAUAAUUUCCUCUCUACCUUAUCCCCCGAACACUGCAGACCUUUAGCAGGAGAAUGCAUGAACAAGCUGAAAUGCGGCGCUGCUGAAGCAGAGAUAAUGAAUCUCCCAGAACGCGUUGGAACUUUUUCCGCUAUCCCGGCUUUAGGGGGCAUCUCAUUACCUCCCGGGGUCAUCGUCAUGACAGCCCUUCACUCCCCCGCAGCCUCAGCAGCCGUUACAGACAGUGCGUUUCAAAUUGCCAAUCUGGCAGACUGCCCACAGAAUAAUUCCUCAGUAUCCAGUGGAAACCCAGCGAAGAAGAAAAGGAAAAGGUGUGGGGUCUGUGCACCCUGCAGGCGGCUAAUCAACUGUGGUGUCUGCAGCAGUUGUCGGAACCGCAAAACGGGCCACCAGAUCUGCAAAUUUAGGAAAUGCGAGGAGCUGAAGAAGAAGCCAGGCUCGUCGCUGGAGAGGACGCCGGUCAACAACGGCGAAGCUUUUCGGUGGUUCUUUUAGAGAGGGGAGACAUUGCCACCCCAUCCAGCAGCAGGAGGGCAGGCGGGACUCUUGACUCUCCACCAGGAGCACUUGAUGGGUUCACAGAACCCAACACGCCCAAAACAUUUGUGGACGACAAGAACAAGAGAAGAAAAGUGGACAGACAAAAAGAUAAAUGAAAACAUAAUGGUGUUGUUUUAACUCUGUAAUUUCCUUUUCUGUGUAAUUAUUGUACCUUUUGACAGUAUCAUAAUGUAUAUUUUUGGUGUCUAUGAAUGUGUUUUCAGUGUUGUGGCUGUAGGUUUACAGCCAACCCUAUGUAAAGGACUCAAACAGACAAUCAUACAAUCAUAAUGAAUCCGUCAAACAGAAGAGGCCACAAGGAUUGAUGAUAUAACAAAUACAACAAAAACUUUACUCUGGAGCAAUAAUCUAUUCUGUUGAUUAUUCCUCAAAUCUUUUAUUUCUGUUGGCUGUUCAAUUACGUUAUCAAACUGAAACCUCCCCUUGUUUCAUCUUUUUAUUUCUUCUUAAAACCAUAUUUUCAAAGUCCACACUGAUGUUCCGAACGUCACUGGCAGUGAUGUGUCUCGUUGAGAGCAGUGACGUGAGGGUCAACAGCAGCGCCUCUGUGGCGGACUUUCUUGUCCUCAUUCCAGUGGACUCAAUGCAGAACAGGGCACAUUGUCUUGUGUGGUGAGUCGCACUUCUUCAAAAUGUAAUUGGGCGUCAUUUGAUUGUGACAGCACCAGACGUUUAUGAGUCAGACUGCUGUCUGGAGGUCAUAUUCACAAAGAUGUUUGAAGUACAAGUUUUUAACAAAACCAUCAAACCCGUUCUUUUUUCCUUUCACUUUGGAUCACUAAAGGUUGUAACUGUCUAAAAGGUAGAGAGUAAUGCCAGUAAAGGAACUGUAUGUUAUGUUGAAAACAUUCAAAUUUAGAAUUAAUUACAGUACAUACUGCAUAUUUGACCUAUCAGAUGUUGUUCUGGAGCUAAGGGAUAGUCUAGACUUUCCUCCUGCGGAGUAAACGGCAGUCCUUUCUCCUGCAAAGUAAUGUUAACACAUUCCAAAAACAAAAUUAUUCAAUAAGUUACUCAUUGUCUUAAACCCUAUUGUUGCAUGUGUAAAUGUGUUUUGGUUUUAAAGAUUACUAAGAAUUUGUAUAUUGUUGUUGUGAUGCUUUUAUGUGUUAAAAUAAAAAAAAGAUGACUU
Scatophagus argus is the source of this 2714-nucleotide messenger RNA. RefSeq names its product CXXC finger 4 (gene cxxc4). Gene Ontology annotation, cellular component: nucleus. The transcript has 3 exons. The record is from RefSeq and is a predicted model, not a curated record. Lineage: Eukaryota; Metazoa; Chordata; Actinopteri; Scatophagidae. Gene Ontology annotation, molecular function: zinc ion binding; methyl-CpG binding. Bases 647 to 1516 code for a protein of 289 amino acids.